GUUCGCUGCUCCAGCUAAAGCAAGCGAGGCAUUGCAAGAGCUGCUGCUGCCUCAGUCCGCUCGGAAUAAACACGGCAGAAAGACGCCGUGCCGUACACGCCCGUUAUUGACUUUGUCACACAUAAUUUGUUUUUGCUGCCUGAAAGUUACAAAUUAAGUGGUUCAUUGAUGCCCUCGAGCGGUUCAAUGUUGUGCUGUACUGUCGUGUACACAUAUGUGUAGGUACGUGUGUGUGAGUGUCCUAUGUCAAUGCAUAAUUUAAAUGCAUAAAUUCAUCUCUAUGUAUGUAUGCAUCUGCAUAUGGAUAUCUAUGAACAAUUAAACACUAUCGCCAGUGUGAAUCAACGAGGAAACAUAGAAGAAAAUCUAUGUGUAUGUACAUAUGUAUGUACAUACAACUGUCUAAAAUGUGCAGACGCAUCCUCGUGCAGAAGCGAACACCUAGACAAGAAGUAAAAAUGCUAAAAAUAAUGAAAUUCUAAUGAAGUUGCUGCCAGUUCCGUUUACAGUUCACAUGUAUACAUAUAUGUAUAUACAUACAUGCAUAUGUAUGCGUAGUUUGAGUGUGUGUGCGUUUAAAUCUGUAUAAUCACAAAUUCUAUAACUAUGCAUACGCUUUUGGCGUGGUAUAGAAUAUAUAUACAAUAUACACAUGUGUAUGUUAAAAAAUCGUAACUGAUCAAUUCUGUUUGAAAAUUCAACCAAUGGUGCAGCGCCGACGGCAACAAAAUGAAUAAAUUACUUUAAAAUAAAAGACUGUGUGACCAAAUCCAAUUUCAGUCCAAAUCGACAUCGGCACACUCCAAAAUGGAUGCGUACACAUUACCAACGUAUUUUCCGCUAGCUUAUACAGAAUUGCAGUUUUUGGCGUCAAGGCGGGCGGCUGCGGCAGCUGCCGCGUCUUCAGUCUCGGCCUCGGUGCUGCCGAGUUCGCCUUCCGCCAACCAGGUACACACAACGGACGUGAGCAGCUCGGUUCCAAUGCCGGGAUCACCCAUGCCCCCUUCAGGGCAUGCGGACUCCAGCUUGGCUUCCAGCGCCGCCGGCGGCCACACAUUGCACCAUCAUCAUCAGCAGCAGCAGCAUCAUGUCCAUGGGCACAAUGUCAAUCAUGGUGUGCCUGGGCAACCGGCGCAGCCACAGCAUGAUUUUCAUCCGGCCUACAGAAUUCCCAGCUAUGUGGAACAGUUCUAUUCCUUGCAGAGAGCCAGCCCCACCGCUUCCUAUCACGAUCCGUACGGAAACUGUGCGCCAACGUUUCAUCUGGCAGGCCUGGGUCUGGGCUCUGGAGAGUAUUUAAGUGCCCGGGGUAUGGGCUCGCUGACCGAACUGCAUCAUGCGGCUGUGGCAGCAGCAGCAGCCGCCGCGGCGGGAUCUCUGGCCAGCACCGAUUUCCAUUUCAGCCUGGACGGCAAUGGACGGCUGGGCAGUCCUCGUCCAGGCGGCGGCGCCGGUAGCAUGCGGGCCAGCGUUAGCCGGAAACGGGCGCUUUCCUCAUCGCCCUACUCCGACUCGUUUGACAUCAACUCAAUGAUUCGCUUCUCGCCCAACUCACUGGCCACGAUUAUGAAUGGCUCCCGCGCGGGCAGCGCGGCGAGCGGCUCCUAUGGCCAUCUCUCUGCCAGUGCCAUCAGUCCGAUGGCGCAUGCGCACACAACGAUGUCGCCCCAUCUGCAGCAGCUGCAGGCUCAUCUGCUGCGCGCCAGCGCCGGACUGCUGCAUCCGAUGCAGGCGGCGGCAGCUGCCAGCUAUUCCAUGAGCCAUGCGGCAGCCGCCAGCGCUGCGGCCCUCAGCCUGACCGAGGUCUCUGUCAAAUCCAAUGCCAAAGAAUUGGCGCCAGCAUCAACGUUGCUAAGCACAGUUGCAGAUGAGUCCGCGAUCAAACCCAUCAUUAGCUCGAACAAGAACUACGAUGAUGGAAGCAUCGAUCGCAAUCGACUACAGGCCAAAGCCAAGCCCAUCGAACAACCGUCGUCGACAUCGGAAAGCGUUGCCCAAGUUGAAGCUGACAGCGCUUCGGCGAAUCUCUUGGAGCGGCGGCAACGGAACAAGGCCUUGGGUGGGGGGCAUCGGGGGCUCAGCCACCACGACGAUGGUCAUCCGGAUGGUCAUCCGUUCAACGAAUACGACUGUGCCACGGCGGACACAACGGACAUUAAAGAUGAGCCAGGUGAUUUCAUCGAGACCAAUUGCCAUUGGCGCAACUGUAGCGUCGAGUUCAUGACCCAGGACGAGCUGGUCAAACACAUCAACAACGAUCAUAUUCAGAGCAACAAGAAGACAUUCGUCUGCCGCUGGGAAGCUUGUUCGCGCGGUGAAAAGCCAUUCAAGGCGCAGUACAUGCUUGUUGUACACAUGCGUCGCCAUACUGGAGAAAAGCCUCACAAAUGCACGUUUGAGGGAUGCUAUAAGGCGUACUCUCGUUUGGAGAACUUGAAAACCCAUCUGCGUUCGCAUACAGGGGAAAAACCGUACACCUGUGAAUAUCCAGGCUGCAGCAAGGCCUUUAGCAAUGCCAGCGAUCGUGCCAAGCACCAGAACCGAACCCACAGCAACGAGAAACCGUAUAUCUGCAAGGCGCCGGGCUGCACGAAGCGUUACACGGAUCCCAGUUCGCUGCGGAAACACGUGAAGACCGUACACGGCGCCGAGUUCUAUGCCAAUAAAAAGCAUAAGGGCUUGCCGCUGCAUGAUGCCAAUUCGGGUCUGGAUAGGGAUCGAGAUAGUGGCCAGCAGCAGCAGCAGCAGCAGCAGCAGCAUCAGCUGCAGGAGCAGCACAUUGACUCCAGUCCGUGCAGCGAGGAUCUGCAUGGAGGCAAACUGUGUCCGGCCAGUGUGUCCAGUCCGAGCAUUAAAUCGGAGUCGGAUGCCAAUUCGCCGGGCCAACUGGCUGCAGGAAACGGAGGUUCUGGCACGAAUUCCGAUUGCCUUAUGCACAUCUAUAGGCAGGAUGAUCUGAGUAAUGCCACCGUGCCGACCCUCGACGAGGGCUGGCCCUAUGACGACGAUAUCGAUGCCGCCGAUCUGCCCAUCGUGCUGCGUGCCAUGGUCAACAUUGGCAAUGGAAAUACGGCAUGUGCUAGCACCAUGGCACGCCAGCGUUUCCGCAGUCGCCUACAGACUAAGGUGAUCAACUCGAGCAAUUCGAUGUUGUCCAACAUACCGGAGAGCAAUCGAUCCAUUGGCAUCAUUGAGCUUAACCAGCGUAUUACCGAGCUAAAAAUGGAGCCGGGCACAACAGCCGCAACUCCGCAGCCAGGACGACCUUUGCCGGGCAACUGUGCUGGACUAACCGAGCUGCACUCGCCGUCACAGCCGGGAGGCCAGCAGAGUCGAUCCACGGCAGCUCAGCUCCAGCAGGGGGGCUAUUCGCAGGCGGCGGUGGCUGCGAUGCGACGCGACAGCCAGAACUCGAAUGCCAGCACAUACUACUGCAGCAUGCAGAGCCGAAGGAGCAGUCAAUCCUCGCAGCUGUCAACGAUAUCGACAAUGAGGCCCUGUCCCGUAUAUAAUAUGGGAUCGGGCGCUCCAUCCUUAUACGAUCCAAUAUCGCCGGGCUGCUCUCGUCGCUCCAGUCAAAUGUCGAAUGUGGUCAACGCAACGAAUGCUCCAUCAAUGUGCCAAACAUCGAGCGGCAUCUGUGGCGGAUCUGGGUUGCGCAGCAACUGCAGCCUACCUCCCCCGCCGUCAUCCCACCUGAUUGCCUCGCAUUUGCAACGCUUGCAGUCGGGAGAGGCGCGCGCCUACUAUCAGAAUCCGAAUCAAAAUCCGAAUGCGAAUGGCGGGCGUUAUUCAAUUCCAAACGUGCUGCAAUCGCCGCUCAAUUCGCACUUUGCCAAUGCGUACGAGGAAAACCCGAUCUCCCAGAAUAGACGUCAGUCGGAGCCUAUCAUGGCACAGCAGAGCAUUGACCGAAGGUUCAAUCCAAAUGUCUUCCAGAACAUGCGCAGCUCCGUCAAUUCCAAUAAUAGAAAUCGAAUGUGUCCAUCGACGGCUUCUACUUCCACUUCCACUUGCGUACAGACCAAGGAUUGCCCAGGUGAACCGACAACCAUGAACAAUUCGCGGGAACAUCAUCCCAAUGAGAAGGUCAAUUUGGAUGAGGUUGAGGAGCUUAUAUUGCCCGAUGAGAUGCUGCAGUAUCUGAAUUUGGUUAAGGAAACCGAGAACCCGAAAUCAAAGGAUGGAGGAACACCAGCUCCACCAGCCAACAAUAUACCGGAUGGAGGAUCACUUACAGCUAAUGCGGUUUAUCAAUCUUUGGUGUCGCCAGCACCAACCCACACUCCCAACUGUCCAUCUCCACUUGUGCAGCUGAUGUCCCCCCAAUCCGGACAUACCAUGUCGGCGUUGGGUAGUCCAUACUCUCAGAGAAACUAUGAAGCAGAAGGCGCCACCCAUUUCUAUCGUCAACAGCAGACGGUUUACUGUACACCAAGAUCUAAUAAUGAACCGUUUGUGACGUCAGGUCAGGCGCCGGCCCCGAUCCUCAACCCGACUCCGACCAUAGCCAUGACCCAGGCAUCCCAGCAUCCGGCUCAGGCUCCGACUCCCACUCAACCACAAUCAACUCCCAGCUACGAGCCACAACAGAUUAUUGACUCCUCGAUGACCAGUCUACCUGAACUGUCGAAUCCUAAUUCGUUGGGCGUUGUUCCCAACGUAAAUAACGGCAACGAGAUACAAUGCGGGGUUGUCAGCCAGUCUCAGUUGUCGCCGACUGCCAAUAUGGAUGUCAAUUGUCCGGCAAAGGCGCCACAGAAUCCCUGCUUACCGAAGCCCAUGGAGGGGGAAGAUCAGUUAAUUGCUCAGCCCCUAAGGGUGGAGGCUAAGGUAUUGUCGGAGCAUCCGAGCAUUAUGUCAUCAAUGCAUUCGGAAACCUAUCAGCGUACCCUGGAAUAUGUCCAAAGCUGCCAGAACUGGAUGGAGACGAACAGUUCGUUGAUGGGCAAUCCGCAAAUGUCCAGUAACCAACACAAUCCGAUUUGGGCUGAUGUGAGCAGCUCGACGCAUCCGCAUCCCAGCACAAAUAUGAUUAUCAACGAUAUGACAACAUCCUUGAGCUCUCUACUGGAAGAGAAUCGAUACCUGCAAAUGAUGCAGUAGCAUACUAAAUAAUGGUUAUAUCUACGUUUGGAAAGACUUAUGCUCACUAGUUUUUAUAAAUCAUUCAAAGAUUCAUAUUCAGAGUUGCCAAUUCAGUUUAAUUAGAACAUUAACAGAUGUCAUUAGACAGACAGUUGACAUUUUAAUACAUUUAUCAACCCUUUUACAGUUUUUAUUUUUACAACUGGAUUAAGCUACUUUUUUGAAGCGGCAGGUGGCCACACUGGUCAUAUUCAGACAUGACUACACAAAAGGACAAGGACAUUGAUUUUAUUAAUUUCAAAACCAAAUCUACGCGACAUACUUCUAAUAAUCAUUCAUACACACAAGCAACACUAAUGUACUUACAUACACAGCUUCAGGGUACAGAUAUUUUCGAGUAUUGAGAAUUAAGAAUUAUUUAUUUUUUUAUUUUCGAUCGACCGCAAAGAAACAUACAUACAUAUAUAUUUAAGUAUAUGCUUAUAUGCUUAUAAGGAAACGUUUGUAAUUGCAUUUGUAUUUAAGCAAUUCAAGAAGAUAAAUUUCUUAUUUAAGAUAGCUAUAAUCAAAAACUACCAAUACGUGUCUUCCCAAUUUCAAUUGAAAUAUAGUGAACAUCGGUAUAAAAAUAAAGAUAUAAUAAAU
This is a messenger RNA of Drosophila virilis, 5733 nucleotides long. RefSeq names its product cubitus interruptus (gene ci). Gene Ontology annotation, molecular function: RNA polymerase II cis-regulatory region sequence-specific DNA binding; DNA-binding transcription factor activity, RNA polymerase II-specific. The record is from RefSeq and is a predicted model, not a curated record. Lineage: Eukaryota; Metazoa; Arthropoda; Insecta; Diptera; Drosophilidae. Gene Ontology annotation, cellular component: nucleus. Gene Ontology annotation, biological process: regulation of transcription by RNA polymerase II.